Biomphalaria glabrata is the source of this 204-nucleotide messenger RNA. RefSeq lists its product as uncharacterized. NCBI's taxonomy places the organism in Eukaryota, Metazoa, Mollusca, Gastropoda, Planorbidae. The transcript has 2 exons. The record is from RefSeq and is a predicted model, not a curated record. The annotation marks the transcript as partial.
AGAGAACAAGAGAAGUAACAAAGAAAGCUAAAAAGAAAGAGAUUGAAUUAGAAGAGAUCACGUGUUUUAAGAAGAAAGAGAGGAGAGAAGAGAAAAUAGAAAGACAAAUGGAGGAGAGAAGAGAAGAUAAAGAGACAAAUGGAGUAGAGAAGAGAAGAUAGAGAAGACAGGGAGGACAGAAGAGAAGAUAGAGAGACAAAUUGA